Camelus dromedarius (Arabian camel) is the source of this 6616-nucleotide messenger RNA. RefSeq names its product serine/arginine repetitive matrix protein 2-like. NCBI's taxonomy places the organism in Eukaryota, Metazoa, Chordata, Mammalia, Artiodactyla, Camelidae. The record is from RefSeq and is a predicted model, not a curated record. The transcript has 12 exons. The coding region runs from base 1 to 1350 and encodes 449 amino acids.
AUGAGGGAACAUAGUAAGUACGAGGAUUUCAGCAUAUUACAGCAGGCUGUCCGGCGAGCCGGCCCUCCGCCCGCGCCGCGGGGUGGGCAAGCGCCCCGCGGGGGUCUCGGGCUCCCAGCCCACUGCCCCGCCUCCCCGCCACCCGCUAGGCGUCGUCCGGGGACGCCCCUCGCCGAGAGAGACCCUCAAUCACAAGUCACCCCGCCCUGCCCACCCUCCUCGCCGUGCCACGCAACCCCGCCCCCGAACCGCCCUCCCGAUCUCCCUGCAGUACCCCUCGCCCCUCGCCGUGAAGAAGUGACUCCAGCAGCCGUGGCGGCUCUUUGGGCCCAAGGGGCGGGCGCGGCAGCCAUUGGCGGAGGCCGCUGCCUCCGGCUGUCAAUCCCGCGACCCGGCCCCGCCCCACCGGCGGAGCGUGGCAGGACGCAGGGCCGCGGGGGCUGUCGGGACGGCUCCAAGAUGGCCUGGCGACUCCGUGGGCUGUCCCCGCGGGGCGGGAGGCCGCCAUGGCGACCCUGGAAAAGCUGGCGAAGGCCUUUGAGUCCCUCAAGUCCUUCCAGCGGCCGCCGCCUCAGCCCCCUCAGCCGGCACCGCAGCCGCCGCCGCCUCAGCCGGCACCGCAGCCGCCGCCUCAGCCGGUACCGCCGCCGCUUCAGCCCCCUCAGCCGGCACCGCAGCUUCAACCGCCGCCGCCGCCGCCUCAGCCCCCUCAGCCCCCUCAGCCAGCACCGCAGCCGCCGUCGCCUCAGCCGCCGCCGCCGCCGCCGCCGCCUCAGCCGGCACCGCAGCCUCAACCGCCGCCGCCGCCGCCUCAGCCCCCUCAGCCGGCACCGCAGCCGCCGCCGCUUCAGCCGGACCCGCAGCCGUCGCCGCCUCAGCCCCCUCAGCCGGUACCGCCGCCGCCUCAGCCGGCACCGCAGCCUCAACCCCCGCCGCCGCCGCCUCAGCCGGUACCGCCGCCGCCUCAGCCCCCUCAGCCAGCACCGCAGACGCCGCCGCCGCCGCCUCAGCCCCCUCAGCCGGUACCGCCGCCGCCUCAGCCGGCACCGCAGCCUCAACCCCCGCCGCCGCCGCCUCAGCCGGUACCGCCGCCGCCGCCACCUCAGCCCCCUCAGCCGGCACCGCAGCCGCCGCCGCCUCAGCCUGUACCGCCGCCGCCUCAGCCCCCUCAGCCGGUACCGCCGCCGCCGCCGCCGCCGCCUCAGCCGGCCCCGCAGAUUCAACCGCCACCGCCGCCCGUCCACCGUGGGUCAGGAGCCGCUGCACAGACGGUGUGUUAUUCUGGGAGAUCAUCAGGACUUCUGGGUGUUUGGAGGUACUGACCUAACCAGUGGAACUGCUGAUUUAUAAGAAGUUGUCCAGAAUUUUGGAAAACUGAUUAGUAGAGGCUGGAGACCGAGAAGAACUACCAUUUUUGCCAGCUGGGAUGCAGAAAAAUUUGGACUUCUGGGUUCCACAAAUGGGCUGAGCUCUGUCAUAAUGGAAACUCUGCAGCAGAAUCAGCUGUCAUCUAUCCCGUGUGGCCAAGUGCAGAGGUGAGAAUUCUCAUUUGUGGGAUGACCACUCACAGCUUUAAAUGUUUUUACUGUAACUGCUCUUAUAAGGUAGCAAGCUAGAGAGAGUGAGAGAGAGAAAUAGAGAGAAGAAAAGAGUUCUCUCCGCAUAUUCCCAUGUGUGUGAUGGCAUUAGUCUUCUUCUGUAUUUUUCUAGAAUGUGUGUGCGUGUGUGCAUGUAUGUGUGAGAGAGAAAUGUCUUGUCUUUGUCCUAAUAGCCACUCUUCUCUCCCUCUAGUUUUUUCUCUAUCCUCCCCUCCUUUCUUUUUCUUUUUCAUCAAUAUCUUCUCUUUCCAAAAAUUCUUGAUAAAUCAAAUUUCCAACUUCCUCACUUUUAAUAUGGUAAAGUUACUUGGAUCCCCAACGUCAAGGGAUCUCAUAAUUUAAUGUCUGUAAGGAUUUCCAGGGACACCUUUUAAAAGUACAGAUUUCCAGGCCUUACUUUGAGCAGUUCUCUUCCAGUAGAUCCAGGGUGAGGCUGAGCAUCUCCGAGCCUUCCCCCUUCAUAUUAUGGUGCAGGGGAUCAGGGGCAGUUUUCCUCUGGGUCUCCGUGCUGUUGCUAUGAAAAGUGGCUACAGCAUCACUAAUAUUUUUCUUUCUUGUUUUAAUUGCAUUAAUAUUAUCAAGCAGUUAAUAGCAUUUUCUUAAAAUUAUGGUCAAAGGCAUAGGCGUUUGAUUUAUAAUGGUAUCUGCAAACCACUCUUUUACUGAAUUAAUUUGUUUGUUUUGCUUGUAUUUCCACAAUUGUAAACGCUGUGAGUUAAGUGACUGCUUUUCUUCAACUACAGGAGAAUGUGAAAACACUCCAGGAGAGAGAGGUUGCAUAUAUCAAUGUAGACUCAUACACAGAAGGCAAUUAUACCCUCAGAGUUGACUGUACACCUCUUCUUUUCCAGUUGGUAUAUGAACUGACAAAAGAGUGGAGGAAUCAGACAUCAUUCAUCUGGAGAAAUGCUGUUGGUUGCUGAGGGCUCAAUCCCGAACUGGAUGAUUUGAUUUAGAGACAUUUGGCCCAUUGGCUUCACCACCAAUUUGUCCAUCUCUGAGUGAAGAUGGGAAUCCUUCUAUUUUCUACAAAUGUUCUUUGGUAAACACGUGAGCCUUGUUCCACCUUUGGAGCCUUGUGUUUAUUUAAUGCUUUUGGUGAAAAUCAUGACAGCCACAUAGAUUUUAAGGAGAUAUCCUGUGGGUUAUCAGCUUGUUGCAGAGGACCUCUGGCUGAAAGACAGAAAUUUUGCUUCAAGGUAUUUGAUGUUGACGGUGAUGGAGUUCUCUCUAGGGUUGAACUGAGAGACACGUGGUUGCACAUUUAGAGGUCUGGAAGGACAACUGCACCGAUGAUACCCUGGAAUUACAUGUGGAUGUAUCCAACAUUGUAGAAGAUACAUAGAAUGCACAUGACACCACAAAGAAUGGCCAUCUUAACUCUAGAGGAAUAUCAUAUCUGGAGUGUGAAAAAUGUUCUUGCCAAUGAGUUUUUGAAUCUACUUUUCCAGGUAUGUUUAAGGUAAAUGACAGAGACCGAGGGCAGUGGUACCAGUAGUUCUACAUCUUUUCCAUUAUGUAGUAGUUAGACAACUAGACUACAAAACCAUAUAUUGUCAAAAGAACUGCAUUAACCUGUACACCACCUGCAGAUGGUAAGUUAGAGCGUGCAUGCUUCUCAGAGUCACAAUGUGCAUGAUAGGAAAGUAGAGUAUAGCUGAUAAUGUUUAUCUUACUAACUCAUGAUAGAGCAGAUUGUAGACACAUAGAAAAGAAUUUAAAAUGUAAAAGCCAUUAUAAUUUGCUAUUUUUCUUUACUUUUUUUUUUUUUAAAGACCCUUCCUAACAAGUAAGGCAGUGUGGACAGAGACAUAGAUCAUAAGUCGGCAGCUGUAAAUUUUUCACAAAGUAUACAAUCUUUCCAGUUAGGAGGUUAUUUUAGAUGCAAAGCUGUUUCUUAAUUUUCUUUUAUUCUUUCUUUCUUUCUUUCUUUCUUUCUUUUUUUUAAUUUAAUUCUUUAGAAGGUCCAAAAAAGAUUGAAGGAGAAAGGAGGAAAAAAAGCUGUCAGGGGUGAACAUGAAAUCAUAAAACUUGCCAGAUUUUAACUAUUUUCCAGUUAAAGUAGUUCUCUUUGCUCCAAUUUAAAGAAACAACUUAUAGUUUCCCAUUUUUCAUAGUUCUUCAUAAAUAUAUGUUGAUUUAAUAGUAUUUUACAGGGUGUGAGUAGGGACAGACUGGAAGUUCAAGAUUUGUAAAUACUGACAGGUAUAUAUAGAAUAGAUAAACAAGUUUAUACUGUAUAGCACAGGGAAAUAUAUUCAAAAUUUUGUAGUAGCUCAUGGGGAAAAAUAUGAAAACAAAUAUACGUAUAUUCGUAAAGUACUGAAAAAUUGUGCUGUACACCAGAAAUUGACACAACAUUGUAAACGGACUAUAACUCAGUAAAAAAAUAAAAAUAAGAUAAAACUGUUAGAACACUAUAAAAAAAGUAGUAUUUUAGAUUUUUCUUAUUUUAUUCUCCUUUUCUUAUAAAAGCACCCCUAUGAAGUUCAAUAAGGCUUGAUAUCUUUAUAUCUAUCAUGAUUCUCCAUUGUAAAUACAGAGUAACCUGCCUGUGACACAGCUGUGUUAGAAUAAAUGAAAAUUGAACUCUUCCUGACAGCUAAUAUUUAAUGUAUAUUUAAAGCAUAUGAAAUCUGAUAAGUCUAUGAUACCUAUUUAAAUCAAUCAGUUGCUCCACUGUCAGUUAUCAGCCAGGAUCUAAGUUGAUGUCUUUAUAAAAUAUAAAUACAUAUAAAAAUAAUAUAAACCUACUAUAAACAGAAAUGACUUGCUUAGUAAUAUGGAAAUUAAGCAGCUAUUUUUAUCUCAUUUAAAAUGAUGUCCUCAAUUACUUUAAGUUAUCAUUAAUUAUAUAAACAUUUUGACCACUUAAGUUUGUGUCUGAGUCACCUUGCAGCUCUUACAUAGCAAAGCAUUUUGAACUUUUAUAUUGCCUUUCCUAUUUUCUCAUGUUAUUCAGGGGCUUGCAUAGGCACUAUUUUUUCUAGGACUCUAUAAACAGAUGUAUGCCUGAGAUUUUCUUUUGUGUCUGUGUUUCUAGCAUUAUAUUACUGACAGAUUUUUUUGUUGGUUAUCAAUCUAAUUUUUUUUCUUGGUAUAUAUAGUCCUUUCAGCCCUUUCAAAUAUAUAUAUAUGUAGUCAGUUUACAAUGUGUCAAUUUCUGGUGUACAGCACAAUGCUUCAGUCAUACAUGAACAUACAUAUAUUAAUUUUCAUACUCUUUUUCACCAUAAGUUACUACAAAACAGUAUUGGAUAUAGUUCCUUGUGCUAUACAGUAUGAACUUGUUUAUAAAUUGGGAGUUUGAGAUUUGCAGGUACUAAAUAUUAACAUUACAUUUUAUGAUGCUUACUUUAUCCCAUAUUCAGACAUGCUUUUAAAACUUAAUUUUCACUUAAUAUAUAAGUAAUCAGACUUACUCUAAAUUGUUUUAUUUUCUGUCUGUUUCUAAAAUAGAAUUAGCUAGUAAAUUCAGUGAUAAAAGCUUGAAUUAUACUUUUAUUUUAUUUGCCAAGAUCCCACUCCUGGCUGACCAUUUUGGGUAUUUAAGUAUAAAGUAAGUAAAUGUCAGUAGAAUUAGGAAACCAUUCCUGUGGUAAUAUUGUUUUCAGUCCUUUCAAAUAAACUCAGUGCCCAAUAUUUUGCAGAGGAAGCACUCUAAACAUGAUCAGGAUCUUCUAUCUUGUACGUUUGUCAGAAAGCGUCAAAUGUUAAACAGUUUGAUAAGCAGAAUAGUGCACCACACUGACCCCUACCUAUAUCCAUGCUCUAAUCCUGAAAUCUGUGAAUAUGUUAUUUUACAUGGCAAAGGGGAUUUUGCAGAUGUAUCAGGUUAAGGACUCUGAGACAGGGAGAUUAGCCUGGAUUAUCUACAUGGGCCUAGUCUAACAACAGGAGUCCUUAAAAAUUGAAAAUCUUUCCCAGCUGUGGUCAGAAAGAUAUGACUUUGGAAGAAGGAUUAGAAAGCUGUAAAGCUGUUAGCUUUGAAGAUAGAGGAAGGGCCAUGGGUAAAGAAAUGUGGGUGAACUCUAGAAGCUGGAAAAGACAAGGAAAUAUAUUCUUCCUUUGACCUACAGAAGGGCAUACAGCCCUGCUGACAUCUUGAUUUUUAGCCAAAUGAUACCUGUUCCUGACUUGACCUACAGAACCAUAAAAUAAUAAGCUUGUGUUGCUUUAAGCUGCAAAAUUUGUGAUAAUUUGUUACAGCAGUGAUAAAAAUAAAUAUAGGGGAGUUAAUCCAACUUUAUGGAUUGGAGGGCUCAGCAUUUUAAAGAUGUCAGUUCCCCUUCAACUGAUUCAAAGUUUUAUAUGUACACAUCAAAAUCCCCAACAGUUAAUUGUUGUUACUGUUUUUUUGUAGAACUUGACAAGCUGAUUCUAAAUACAUAGAGAAGCGUGAAGGGCCAACAAUAGCCAAGAUGAUAUUAAAGAACAAUGUUAAAGGACUUAUAAAACAAUAUUAAGUCUAUGUGAUAACUACCUAAAGUUAGACAUAUAGACCAAUGGAACAGCAUUGAAUUAAACCCUGUACCAUACAUGAACAGUAACUUUAGAUAGAUUAUAAAUCUAAUAUAUUUGAAACAUAAAGCAAAGCAUCUGGGGGAGGGUAAAGCUCAGGUGGAAUGUGUGCUUAGCAUGCAUAAGGUCUUGGGUUCAACUCCCAGUACCUCCAUAAAAAUAAAUAACCUAAUCCCCCACCAAAAUAAAGCAUCUAGAAAAUAGUGUAGGAGAUAGUUUAAUGACUUUGAAGUGUCAAAGAUUUCUUAAACCAGACAAAGCAUGAAACAUAAAAGAAGAGUUUUAAGUUGGACUUCAGUAAAAUUAAGAAUUAUUUUUAUCAAGAGAUACCAUUAAGAAAGUGAAAAGCUAAGCCACACGGUGGGAAAAUAUAUUUACUAUACCUAUAUCCAACAAAAGACUUGUAUCUAGGGCAUAUAAAGAACAAAAACCAGUGGAGAAAAAGGCAGAACCUCAAUAUUAAAAUAUGCAAAAUAAUUGAACAGGUGCUUCACAAA